Prorocentrum cordatum is the source of this 1038-nucleotide messenger RNA. The record is from the annotation of a GenBank genome assembly. Lineage: Eukaryota; Dinophyceae; Prorocentrales; Prorocentraceae.
AUGCGUGAGAUCUUCAGCGGCACUUACCAGCGCCCGCCGGCGAACCCCGCCACUGCCGAGCCUAGUUUCGACGAGGACGAACUGGACAUCGCCAUUGACCGGAUGAAGAAGAACAAGGCUGCAGAUAGUAAAGGUCUCGUCGCAGAGCUCCUGCAUCAAAGUCCGCCGCUCUUUCGCAGUACUGUGCUGAGGUUGUGCAACCAGUUGUUUGCGCACGGCAUCGUUCCAGACGAUUGGAGACGUACAGUCUUCAAGAUGCUGGAGAAGAUGGCAAGUGCUAAAACAGUUUCGGAUUUCAGACCUAUUGCAUGUCUGCGGCUGUUCUACAAGUUGUUCUCCUACCUGGUCUUGGGCAGGAUCGAAGAUGCAUUGGAGCAUGCACAACCUGAAGAACAACAUGGGUUCCGGUCCGGUCGUCGCCUCGAGGAGCACGUGGUUACUGCCAACAUUGUCUUUCAGAAAACGCUCGCCGUAGGAAUACCGAUUUGGAUCAUCAGUUUGGACUUGUCGAAAGCUUUUGACAAGGUGGCAUGGGAUCCACUGUGGCAAGCACUCCGUGAUCAUGGGGUGUCCGACCAUAUGGUUUGGCUCAUUCGACAACUCUAUGCGGACCAAGUGGGUGUGAUUGCUGGCGAAAGCACUUACAGUGAUGAGUUCCCUAUUUCUGCUGGCGUCCGCCAAGGGUGCGUACUGAGUGCAAAGUUGUUCACGUCCGCCAUGGAAUGGGCAAUGUCGCGCUGGAAGCAGAAAGUUCGGCAUCUGGGAAUAGAUCUUGGAGAUGGUGGAGAGCAUCUGACCAACCUGCGCUUCACAGACGACUUGCUUCUAUUCGCAUAUUCGGAAAGGGAGGUGUGCUUCUUACUCGACGCGCUCGUGUCGGAGCUGCUGAAGGUCGGGCUUGUCCUUAACGCGAAAAAGACCAAGGCGCUUACCACUACAGCACAAGCCCCCUCCACGAUCCAGACGCCGAAUGGUCUGACAAUCGACGUGAUCAACAGGGUACAUCACGAGAGUUCUGAACUGGUCACCACGCGGUAA